GUAGUAUAAUGGCUCUUCCGGCUGAUAUCGCCUUCGAUUACCAGGGCAUUCGUUUAUUCAACAAAUGGAGUUAUGACGACGUCGAGGUUAAGGAUAUUUCCUUACAAGAUUAUAUUCAAAUCCGAAACCCCGUCUACUUACCUCACACUGCUGGUCGUUUCUCUACAAAAAGAUUUAGAAAGGCACAAUGCCCCGUUGUUGAACGUUUGACCAAUUCACUUAUGAUGCAUGGUCGUAACAAUGGCAAAAAAUUAAUGGCUGUUAGGAUAGUAAAGCACGCAUUUGAGAUUAUUCAUCUUUUAACGGAUCAAAAUCCUAUUCAAGUUUUGGUUGAUGCCAUUAUAAACACUGGUCCACGCGAGGAUUCAACUCGUAUUGGUAGUGCAGGUACUGUUCGAAGACAAGCGGUUGAUGUAUCUCCUUUGCGUAGAGUAAAUCAAGCAGUUGCUCUUUUAACAAUUGGAACGCGUGAAUCGGCCUUCAGAAACGUUAAGAGUAUCGCAGAAUGUUUAGCUGAUGAACUUAUCAAUGCUGCCAAGGGAAGUUCAAAUUCUUAUGCAAUUAAGAAGAAAGAUGAAUUAGGUAAUUAA
Molecule: messenger RNA, 590 nt
Organism: Scutellospora calospora
Lineage: Eukaryota; Fungi; Glomeromycota; Glomeromycetes; Diversisporales; Gigasporaceae
Source: the annotation of a GenBank genome assembly